Nycticebus coucang (slow loris) is the source of this 7106-nucleotide messenger RNA. It is a transcript of the gene FBXO41, whose product is annotated as F-box protein 41. The coding region runs from base 613 to 3444 and encodes 943 amino acids. The transcript is spliced from 15 exons. Gene Ontology annotation, molecular function: protein binding. Lineage: Eukaryota; Metazoa; Chordata; Mammalia; Primates; Lorisidae. The record is from RefSeq and is a predicted model, not a curated record.
UUCCAUCCUUACCCCCACCCUUUUGCGCGCCCCUCCCUCUGCGACUAGCUGGGAGGCUCGGCCGCCCCCGCCCCAAGAGGGAGGCGGGGGCGCUAGCCGCGGCCGCCACCCGAGGCUGCAGAGGGGAACGAGAUCCGAGGCCCCGAGGCGGCCCUGCGUCUGGACCGGGCGUGCGGGGGCUGCCUCUGCACCCCAGCUCUGGGCCGCCGGGCCUGGCCUCGCCGCGGGGUGCAGGAGGUUGAGUCUGCAGAGCGAGGGGCCCGGAUGGUUUUCUGGAUGUGGGAUCCAGGUGCUGGAGCCUGUGUGUGUGACCUUGGGAGGCGUGUGCCUGUUUGCAGGAGCAAGAGACAACAACCGAAAAGGCAGUGUCAGGGCUGCCAAGAAGCAGAGGACUGGCUGCAUUGACCCCUGUGGGUCUUCAUCAGGCUGGAGUGACUGUUCUGGGAGGUGCACAUGUUGGGGACACAGCCACAGCCACCUCACCCCUGGCCCGGGGCGCCCUGAGAAUUCCUGACCCCGCAGGGGGGCUCGCCCGCCGCCCCCCAUGAGCGCGCCCGGCUGACCAGCAGGGCGGCCGCGGUGGAGCCAUCGCGCCACGGGGGCGGCGGGGCCAUGGCCUCGCUGGACCUGCCGUACCGCUGCCCCCGCUGCGGGGAGCACAAGCGCUUCCGGAGCCUGUCGUCGCUGCGCGCGCACCUGGAGUACAGCCACACGUACGAGACACUCUACAUUCUCUCCAAGACCAACAGCAUUUGCGACGGCGCCGCCGCGGCGGCCGCAGCGGCUGCGGCGGCCUCGGGCUUCCCGCUGUCGCCGGAGCCCGCCGCCCUGCUGGCCGUGCCCGGCGCCCGGCGCGAGGUCUUCGAGAGCACAUCUUUCCAGGGCAAGGAGCAGGCGGCCGGACCGUCGGCCGCAGCGCCACACCUGCUGCAUCACCACCACCACCACGCGCCCCUCGCCCACUUCCCCGGCGACUUGGUGCCCGCCAGCCUGCCCUGCGAGGAGCUGGCUGAGCCGGGCCUGGUGCCCGCCGCCGCUGCGCGCUAUGCGCUGCGCGAGAUCGAAAUCCCGCUGGGGGAGCUGUUUGCCCGCAAGUCGGUGGCGUCCUCGGCGUGCUCAACGCCGCCGCCCGGGCCCGGCCCUGGUCCUUGCUCCGGGCCCGCCUCCGCUUCGCCUGCGUCCCCCUCGCCCGCCGAUGUGGCCUACGAGGAGGGCCUGGCGCGCCUCAAGAUUCGCGCGCUGGAGAAGCUGGAGGUGGACCGAAGGCUGGAGCGGCUAAGCGAGGAGGUGGAGCAAAAGAUCGCCGGCCAGGUGGGCCGGCUGCAGGCGGAGCUGGAGCGUAAGGCGGCUGAGCUGGAGACUGCCCGGCAGGAAAGCGCGCGGCUGGGGCGGGAGAAAGAGGAGCUGGAGGAGCGCGCGUCAGAGCUCUCGCGCCAGGUGGAUGUAAGUGUGGAGCUGCUGGCCUCUCUCAAGCAGGACCUGGUGCACAAGGAACAAGAGCUGAGCCGAAAGCAGCAGGAGGUGGUGCAAAUUGACCAGUUCCUGAAGGAGACAGCAGCACGGGAGGCCAGUGCCAAGCUGCGGCUACAGCAGUUCAUUGAGGAGCUCCUGGAGCGGGCUGACCGUGCUGAACGGCAGCUACAGGUCAUCAGCAGCAGCUGUGGCAGCACACCCAGUGCCAGCCUGGGUCGUGGAGGUGGGGGCAGCGGAGCAGGCCCCAGUACUCGGGGCCCAGGCAGAAUGCGAGAACACCACGCGGGCCUGGCCAUGCCCAGCACAUAUGCAGUGUCACGGCAUGGUUCCUCUCCAAGCACAGGGGCCUCCAGCCGUGUGCCAGCCGCAUCUCAGAGCUCAGGCUGCUAUGACAGUGACAGUCUGGAGCUGCCCCGACCAGAGGAGGGGGCCCCUGAGGACAGUGGCCCUGGGGGCUUGGGUCCACGGGCGCAGGCUGCCAACGGGGGCUCAGAGAGGUCCCAGCCUCCUCGUAGCUCAGGCCUACGGCGCCAGGCCAUCCAGAACUGGCAGCGCAGACCCCGCCGACACAGCACUGAAGGGGAGGAAGGUGACGUCUCAGAUGUGGGCUCCCGAACCACCGAGUCAGAGGCUGAGGGGCCAUCAGAUGUCCCCCGCAUGGCACCUGCGAUGGCUGGGCCAUUGAGCAGCUGCCGGCUCUCAGCCCGCCCCGAGGGGGGCAGUGGGCGGGGUCGGCGAACCGAGAGGGGCAGCCCCUCUCGCUCCAAUGAGGUCAUCAGCCCAGAGAUCCUCAAGAUGCGAGCCGCUCUUUUCUGCAUCUUCACCUACCUGGAUACACGCACGCUGCUGCACGCUGCUGAGGUCUGCCGGGACUGGCGCUUCGUGGCCCGCCACCCCGCAGUAUGGACAAGGGUGCUGCUUGAGAAUGCACGCGUCUGUUCCAAGUUCCUGGCAAUGCUGGCUCAGUGGUGCACCCAGGCCCACUCACUGACACUGCAAAACUUGAAGCCCCGGCAGCGGGGAAAGAAGGAAAGCAAGGAGGAGUAUGCCCGGAGCACCCGGGGCUGCCUGGAAGCGGGGUUGGAGUCCCUGCUGAAGGCGGCUGGGGGGAACCUGCUGAUCCUGCGCAUCUCCCAUUGUCCAAACAUCCUCACUGACCGUUCGCUCUGGCUGGCCAGCUGCUACUGCCGUGCCUUGCAGGCUGUCACCUACAGGAGUGCCACCGACCCUGUGGGCCAUGAAGUCAUUUGGGCUCUAGGUGCAGGCUGCAGAGAGAUUGUCUCCCUCCAGGUGGCACCACUUCACCCCUGCUGCUAUUGCGGUGUCCUGCAGGCUGUCACUCACAGCCAGCAGCCUACCCGCUUCAGUAACCGCUGCCUGCAGAUGAUUGGUCGCUGUUGGCCCCACCUCCGGGCCCUGGGGGUUGGGGGCGCCGGCUGUGGGGUGCAGGGCCUGGCGUCACUUGCGAGAAACUGCAUGCGGCUACAGGUCCUGGAGCUUGACCAUGUGUCAGAAAUCACCCAGGAAGUGGCAGCUGAGGUCUGCCGGGAAGGCCUGAAGGGACUGGAGAUGCUGGUGCUCACGGCCACCCCUGUCACCCCUAAGGCCCUGCUGCACUUUAACAGCAUUUGCCGGAACCUUAAGUCCAUUGUGGUCCAGAUUGGAAUUGCUGAUUAUUUCAAAGAGCCCAGCAGCCCUGAGGCCCAGAAACUAUUUGAUGACAUGGUGACAAAACUCCAGCUGGAACAGCUUUCUGGCACAGCCAGUGAGGAGCUGUCCCUACCAGCACCUGAUGUCGUCACCCGGAGGAUCUGCAAUAACCACCCAGUGGCUCCUCAGCUGCUUGGACAGGCCUUUCCUUCCUACACCCAGUCCCAAUCAGGGGUCUCUGCCAGGCUCCAGGUCAGAGGACGCCCCACAGGGCAGCUCAGACUUGGCAAGGAGGGCUCUUCUUCCCUUACCCUGUCCUAGCCUUCUGUGGUUCACACUCUUUAGACGGCCUAGGCUCUGGGUCCAUACUCUCCAGGGAUAAUACAGGCAGACCUAGGGGCUUGGACACAUGUCAGCCAAAAGCUGGGGCAUGCAGUCCGUGGAGUGGGGUACUGAGGAUGUGUUUGGAAAGAAAAACAAGUCACCUAGAACUUCUCCCCAGGAUGAGACUAUUGCCAGGUGGAGAAAACUUACUUAUUGCUAUAAGAAGACAAGACCCCUCCUCCCAACCACCCUCCUGCUCCCCCCCACAUAUCAGAGCGAAACUCAGACCUAAAGGUGCAUAUUUAUAUACCUGCUCUUCAUUCCUGAGGGACUCUCUGGAGGGUCAAGGUUCCAGCCCUGGAAAGCCCUGUCAGCAGUUGAGUAGUUCUCAUCAAGGAAUUUCCCUCUAAUUCAGGUGCUUGGGUAGGAAUCUGAUGGGUUUAAGGUUCCCAAGGCUGUUUGGUGAGGGAGGUACUGGACUACCAUCUGUGCUGGGCCCUGGAGGAAGUUAAAGAGAAUAGUUGGCUUGCUGACUUCUUUACCUAGUCAACUUGUUUAAAGACAUAGCUGGGGCAGGGAGCCAGACCCCCACAGGAGGUGGAGAAGAUGAAGAAUAUUCUCAACAGACUUGGUCCCCCUUCCUCAGUCUGCCCUGGCCCCAUGGGCUGAAGGCUGUGUUGGGGGCCUCCUGCUAAGGAGCAGUGCUGGGGCCCGGGCUGGAGCCUCUUGGCUCAGAAGCCACAGAAUGCCAGUGGUUUUCACUAGCCGCCCUUGUACAAUACCCAAAAGACCAAGUCCCAGCACCAAGCCUUCCCAGUUCCUCCUCUUAGAAUUGCCACAGGGGUUCAGAGGCUGUGGGUUCUGCCAACCUUCACUUAAAAAGUUCUUUCAAACAUUUAAAUUAGAUCCAUCUUAGAGUUUCCUUCUCUCCUAUUUAGGAUUGGCUCCCAGCCCUAACCAUUAGACUGCUGGUCCUGGUCCCAAUCCUUCACAGGGAUCCAAUAUUCUGCCACAAACUGGCUUGGAUGUCAAGACCCAGUCCCCAGUUACCUUGUAAUGAGUCCUCCGGAGCUAGGAAUCCCACAGGCAUAGCAGCUUAUCCCAGAUUCCCUGGCUCUACUCCCUAGCACUGUCCCAGCUUUUUUUUUUAAUCAUUGCUUUUUCUUCUCUUGUGGCUUGUUCUGUCUCUGUCCCUGAAAUACCAAGGGUAUCAUUGUUGGCAAUUUCCUGCCCUGCACAAAGCCUUGGCGUGUGUGACACCCCUGUUCCCCCUACUCCAGAGCAACUGGCUCAACUGGCUUCCAUCUCCCAGCCUUGUCCUCAGGAGUCACAGGAAGAAGUAGCACAGCUUUCCUCUCCUCUAGAGGCAUGGAAGGGAGGUAGAGGCCCACUCAGGGCCUAGCUGCCCUGGGUUUGCCUGUCCUGCCUUGCCAACCACACCCCUAUAGCUCCUGCCCCUGUGACCCCAGGACCAGAGGUUCUGUCUUCCCUGUCUCCUAGACAAAGCACAAAAGGAUGCCCUGCUUGGCCUGAGCCUGCCCAAUAGAGGAACUUUCUCUGCCCCCGGGAACCAUCUAUCCCUGAAUACAAGGCCUUGGACAAUUAUGCCCCGAGUGGAACCCACUGUAAAUGCCUAGCAUCAGCCCUAAGAAAGGAGUUUGUUGUGGAAGAGCAGUGAGCUAGGGUGGUAGAAAGGUGGUGCUGAAAACUGAUGCUAGUCAUACGUUCACUCAUUCAUCAGUGCAAUGGUACUUGGCACCACCAGCACUAGAGAUGGAAGGGUGAACAAGACCCCCUUUUACCUGAUGGGAAGUCCACCCUACAGGUUUGUCUCUUUCCAGGAAACCUAAGUCCUCCAUCCCAUGUUUUCUGGCUCUGUGUGUAAAGUAUGUGUAAUAUUGCAGAGGUCUGAACCCUUGACAACAGGAAUGACAGGUCACAGUGUGUCCCACUGCACUGGCACACUCCCUUCCCUGCCCUGGGCUGGCAGACUUUUGCACCCUGGCCUUCAUGCAUGCCUUGAGCCCCCUUCCCCCACCAGCAACUUGUUAUUUUGUCCUCUGCUCAGGGUGAUGAGCCCUGUUGCUGAGUGGGGAGCUUGCUGGGAUUCUUUUUUGGCAACCAUACAACUGGGCUGAGGAUGAACAGGGACAGAGGGCCUGGCCAGCUCUGGAAGCAUCUUAUCCCAUCUGUAUCCCCCCAAAGGGGAGCCAUCAUCCAUACCUUACCUAAUAAGAUGCAAAAAAGGAAUAUCAGAGAGCAAACCAAGGCAGGGCCUGCUUUAGGGCCCCAAGUACAUGUACAAUUCCUAUGUGUCCCUACCACCCCUUCUGCCACACAGCCUGGCCCUAGCACCCGGAAGGUUGGCAUACUUGGCUUUAGUAUUUCAUACUUUUUUCAGGCUGCUUCUUCCCAGCACUGGCAGGAAAUGAAGAUGGCUACACUGCCAGAACCACAGCUUUUCACUGGCCAGGAGAGACUACCUAGGGACCAAGGCAACUCAUGUUUUCUUAGUCCUGUGAUAGUAGAGUCUGAGCCAGCCCCUCAGGAAUUGCUUCAAAAGGACAAAAAAAGAAAAAACCUUCCCAAGGCCUGCUCCUCCAAGGUUUGGCUCUGUCCCUUGCCUUUGGGUCCUGCCUGUUCCUCUGGUCUCUAAUCUGUUGGGCCACAGGUGGGGAGCUGCCCAAGGCCCAAUCCAAGGCACUAAGUUGAAGACCUUACCCGAGUGACUAUUGGUGCCAAAGUCCCAGUUCCUGGUGGACCUGGGGUGAACAUAAGAGAGAUGGUGAGAGGGUAUCUGGCCCAGGUUCCCAGAGAUGUUAACUUGAACCCAUGGCAUCUUUCCCAGCUUCAGUCCUGAUGAGUGUGACUUCCCUCCCCUGGGGGGGUCUGGUCCUUUUUUCACCCCUAGUGGACAUGCUUUCUCACCCAGCCUUGUUCCAGGCCUGCAUUUCUGUAUAUAUUGCUAUGUAUUGUGUGUAUGUAUUUAUUCCUGGACAAGUGUGUUCAUCUGCAGCCCUUGCCUGAGGAUAAGGUUUAGGAUUGGGUGAAGAUCAGACUACCAGGGCCAACUAAGACUACUCCCUCCCUAACCCCUUGGGACCUCAGCUGGUCCCAAAGCAGCCCUGACAAUCAGGCAGGCUCCCCACCACAAGGCCAAGCCUCCUCUGCACUGCCAGCAUGGCCAUUGGGAAGGCUUGGCCUCAGGCUCCCCAGCCUUUGCUCUGCCCUGGUAGGGUUCAUGUAUCCAGGGGCAGAGGCCCAAGGUGAUCUAGGUUUGCCUUGUGGCUGAUGCCAGCAGGCUUGGUUCUAGUGGACACCCCUAGCGGGGGACCUCCACAACUGGCCCCUAGGCCCUGCCUUCCCACACUGAGCCAGGCUGCUAUGGACCUCAGCUGUGAGAAGGUAGCUUCCCUCACUCCAAGCACAUCAGGCAGAGAGGUGGAGAGCAAUUUUUAGUUUUACUUUUGUUUCUAAAGUGGUGCCUGUACCUCCAGCCCCCAGGGGGCCUUCCCUGGCCCCACUUCUCUGCCCCACCCAGGCAUCGCCAUCCCAGCACUUUGCUCCAUGUCACCCAUAGAUGCCCUUGCUGAAUGUACGACUCAUAUGGGCAUCAGAGAAUUUAUGGCUCUGUAUCCAAUAAAAGAUGGUGAAAUUGG